This is a messenger RNA of Seminavis robusta, 909 nucleotides long. NCBI's taxonomy places the organism in Eukaryota, Bacillariophyta, Bacillariophyceae, Naviculales, Naviculaceae. The record is from the annotation of a GenBank genome assembly.
AUGCAAGAUUGUUCCUCGGCAACAAGAAACAAUCGCGGUGUCGCCAUUAUAGUCUUGGCAGCUGGCACCUUCUUUGUCGGCGGCGUCUUUCUUGUGGACACUGUCCCCAUUGGUUCUGUGGGAGUCAAAAAGUACAAUGGCGGAACGAGAAACUCCUCUUCCACAGCUACAGCUGAUCCAAUGCACCUUCAAGUGCUCCAACCUGGUUGGCAUCUGCGCGACCGCCUCGGAGCCAACCCCCCGAGCCAAUGGUCCACAAGGCGCCAACAUGCAACGUUUCGAACUAGAGUGAUGGAUGGACAAGGGCACAAGGUGUUUGUCACGGUGCUGGUGCAGUACCAGCUGACAGAUCCAAAAGCCUUUAUCCAGCAACAACAGCAGUUCCAAAAUCAAAACGAUGAAAAAGACCAAGACCAACAUCAGCAACGAAACUACAUGUAUCCAAAAAGUAGUGUCAAGGCCAACAAGAAUAACCAAAUCCUCCAAUCUCUGGUGGUCCAACAAGCCAAGGCAGAUUUGGCCAAAGUGUUUGGACGGGAUCAAACCAUCAAGCUCCUCUACACACGCAAAGAAACAAUGUUGGAUUUGGGAAAGGCUCUGACUCAACUACUCAACAAGAACAAGGACCUGUCAGGCAUUCGGACUCUUCAAACCACCAUUCUAGAUGUGGAACUGUCCUACAAAGUAGACCGGGAAAUGAAAAAGUUGAAUCAAAUUGUGGCUAGUCGCAACUACGAGAUUAAAAAGUGGAAGGAGCAUGUUCAACAAAUUCAGGACAAGAGUGAGGAACAGUUGAAACGAAUUGCCGCAGAGACCAUGAAUGGGUCAAAAACGGCAACCCCACACAGGAACCACAACAACAGCAACACUCGGCCUGACAAUGGUGGAAGUAGGGAUGGUCGCGACUGA